Molecule: messenger RNA, 335 nt
Organism: Aspergillus heteromorphus CBS 117.55
Lineage: Eukaryota; Fungi; Ascomycota; Eurotiomycetes; Eurotiales; Aspergillaceae
Exons: 1
Coding region: 101-301 (66 amino acids)
Source: RefSeq, a predicted model, not a curated record
AUUCGCGAUCCGAACUGCCUACUGCUAUCUGCUGCUGCUGGGUGACACAGUCCGUGUCCGAACAAUUCUCCGAUCGUACAGCUGCAAUGUGGACAGCUGCAUGGUGGGUGGGUGGGUGGCUAUGGCCAUGGCCAUGGCCAUGAUCAUGACGCUCGCUCCUUCACUACUGUACUGUACCUACUUUAGGUAUACCAGGUAUCAGCGAUGGUGGUCGAAUGACAGCGACGGCCCUAUUUUCGGGCUCCAGGAAACCGGACGGGACGGCAACGAACUCCUCCUAUGUACGGUACGAGGGCAAUAGCCGACCGAGAGUUAUUCUUCAGCCGUCUCACUAU